This is a messenger RNA of Synchiropus splendidus (mandarinfish), 3023 nucleotides long. RefSeq names its product NIMA-related kinase 4 (gene nek4). NCBI's taxonomy places the organism in Eukaryota, Metazoa, Chordata, Actinopteri, Syngnathiformes, Callionymidae. The record is from RefSeq and is a predicted model, not a curated record. Gene Ontology annotation, molecular function: protein kinase activity; ATP binding. Bases 213 to 2762 code for a protein of 849 amino acids. Gene Ontology annotation, biological process: protein phosphorylation. The transcript is spliced from 15 exons.
UUGAAGUUUUCUUCUUCGACGUCUUCGUACGUCGGUUGCCUAGUGACUGAAAACGUCUGCUGCGUUUUCGCCAAAUCUCUUCGUUGACAUAUACGAUCCCACUUUUCAGCCCGUGUUCUCGCUGUAUGUCUACGUCUCAGACGGAAUAAUGCUUGUACCGUGCGCACGCGUCACUCCAGCGUCUCGCUCCGCGCUGUGACGAGUCCGACGGGAUGAAUAAUUAUGUUUUCAUCCGAGUUGUGGGGAAAGGCAGCUACGGAGAGGUGAACUUGGUGAGGCACAAGGCAGACCGAAAACAGUAUGUCGUCAAGAGGCUGAAUCUCUCCAACUCCCCGAAGCGGGAACGGCGGUCCGCGGAGCAGGAGGCGCAGCUCCUCUCACAGUUGCGCCAUCCCAACAUCGUGACGUACAGGGAGUCCUGGGAAGGAAAUGAUUCUCAGCUGUACAUUGUGAUGGGCUUCUGUGAAGCUGGCGACCUCUACCACAGGCUCAAAGAGCAGAAGGGAGAGCUUCUGCCAGAGAGGCAGGUGGUGGAAUGGUUUGUCCAGAUCGCCAUGGCCCUCCAGUAUCUGCACGAGAGGAACAUUCUCCACCGGGACCUGAAAACACAAAAUAUCUUCCUGACGAAGAACAACAUCAUUAAAGUCGGAGACCUGGGCAUUGCCCGAGUCCUGGAGAAUCAAAACGACAUGGCCAGCACACUCAUCGGGACUCCUUACUACAUGAGCCCUGAGCUAUUCUCUAAUAAACCGUACAACCACAAGUCCGAUGUUUGGGCCCUUGGGUGCUGUUUGUACGAGAUGUCCACACUCAGACACGCCUUUAACGCCAAAGACAUGAACUCCCUCGUCUACCGCAUUGUACAAGGAAAACUGCCUCAGAUGCCCAGCCGUUACGACCCUCAGCUGGGAGAUCUGAUCAAGCGCAUGCUCUCUAAGAGCCCUGAAGACAGACCUGAAGUGAAAAUCAUCCUGCGACAACCCUACAUCAAACAUCAAAUUGCAAUGUUUCUGGAGGCAACCAAGGAAAAAACUGCCAAGACAAAGAAGAAAACAGUGGGUGGCAACGGUGAUCUGAGGUCCAUCAGCGUGUCACCUGUCAUGCAAAAAAAGCCAACUCCAUCAAGGCAGAUGCCCCAAAGUGCUGCUGCUGUGAAGAAAGAAGAGGCAUCACAACACAGAGGGGUCCAGAGCAGCAGGGCCGAGAGCCCGCGGCCGCAGCUGCUGUGUCCACCUGCCAAUCAGAGCAGCACAUGUCUGGCGACCAUCAGCAACAUUGAUGUUGAUAUCCAAGAGCAACAGGAGGCUGAGCAGACAAACACAACUCCGAGUUCAAGUCAUGUCACCCAAAAUGUGCAAAAGGAAAGAGGGAAAUCACACCCCUCUCUGGUGUCUGUGAAACCCCUUCCGAGGCCGAGCUCAGGUGCUGGAAGGAGGGUGGGAGAGGUUCGGAAAUGCUCUGCUGGCUUCACAGACCUCCUCCCUGGGGCUCCAGAAAAGCCUGGGAAGACCUUCUCUCUGGGGGUCGUUGAUGGUAAACAGAUGCCAGACUCUGAUGAUGAACCAGGCACCUUGGAGUUACUCAAGGAAGCUGAGAUGAACAACGUGAAGCCGGUAGUGUCGUCCUCCAACCCUGAAGGAAGAUCUCAGAAAUGCAGCAUGGAAGACGUAGACCAGCAGGAAAACCUGGAGUCGACUGAGAUGCUGCUGCAGCCCUUUCCCUCCGCCCUGGAGCCAGAAGUGAAGCCUUCCAAUCAAAUGGACCAGCUCACUCCGACCCCGUCGUAUUCAGCAGCAGGACCUUUGCUCCCAAAUCAGCACAGUCUGAAGGAUGGUCGACGGAAACAUCAGCAGGAGGUGGUGGCUUCCCGACCUUUGCCCCCACGCCCGCUCAUGAGCAAACCUGUGGAGGUGAUGAAGCAGAGCAGGAAGGUCCCCCAACAGACAGCUGAUGUCCAUGUUCAGGCCUCUCAGCGAUGCCAGGAGCGCCUCCUGUCGGCUCGAGAGAGAAGAAGACUGAGGCAGUCUCUGGAGAGCCACCCGUCUGACUUGAGCUCCAUCAGACAAGCACCGUGCGGCACCACCCCGGCUGAGACUGCCCACGUCCCAGUGAGCAGAGCGGACUCUCUGGUGUCCAGCAGGCACGGCGUGAUCGUGAAGAGGUCAGAUGAUGAAGAUGAGGAUGAGGAGUGCAGCUCGUCCACCAGUUCCACAGAUCGCUCGGAGGGAGAUGAAAGAGAAAGGAAGACAGAAUCCACUGAGAUGCAGGAUUUGGUCCAAAUGAUGACCCAAACUCUGAGCAUGAAUGGUGGACAUGACGUGAACAAAGAGGGAUUUGGCUCAGUGGUGCUGCCAGAGUUUAAGCUGAACAGGAAGUACCGGGACACACUGGCGCUUCACGGCAAAGCUUGCUCCCAGACGGACGGCGUGUCUCUCAGCGAGAUACCAAAAGGCUUUCCGUCAAGGCCGGCAAAGAUACGGCUGGCGGUGGAAAAACUGAGGACAGAUGUGCUGAAGGGCCUGGGGGUCAAGCUGCUCGACAGAGUCCUGGAAAUCAUGGAGGAGGAGGAUGAUGGUGAACGAGAAGUAGGAUUUGCUCUGCUAUUUACGGAACGUUCUGAACAAGUCCAGCUUUAUCCAAGUGCAGGAGACGGAAACCCUCUAUUGUCUGUUGUCAGCACCUUUGGACGCCAGGGUGUGAUGUUCCUAAUCCUAAUUUCCUUCCAUUUUUCAGCGGUGUCUGCGCAGCCACAUGGGCGAUGAGAAGUUCCAAGCUUACGGCGUGAUGGUCAGCCAACUCAAGUUCCUUGAAGAAAUGUUCUUCAACACAUAAAGGGUCACUUCUCCCAGUCAUGAGGUCAAGACUGAAGCUGUUACAUGUUCCUGGUGAAUACACCCUUUAUAAGGACAUGUCCAAUAAUGUCUACGAAAUGACAUUGUUCUUGCAAUCAUAUGUAAAUAAGUGUAUUAUUUUAUCCUGCUCCGAUUUGUAUUUUGGUAGAACCUUAAUAAACAUCUUAUUAA